This is a messenger RNA of Paramuricea clavata, 9436 nucleotides long. Lineage: Eukaryota; Metazoa; Cnidaria; Anthozoa; Malacalcyonacea; Plexauridae. The record is from the annotation of a GenBank genome assembly.
GUCUUGUGCACGCCUGGUAUGGUAGAACAUUUCAAUUUUUCCCAAUAUCUUUUUACAAUAUUUACCGACCAUCAUAAUAACGUGGAAUGGCAGUAGAGCGAUCCUGAAGUAUCAUAUACUAAAGGCAUUCUUCUAUUUACUCAUAGAGCAAGAAAGGACGCAUGAUGCACCCUGGUGAGCCCGCAUUCCCAUACGGACCAAGAUAUAAUAAAAGAGGAAAGAUGACCGCUGGUCGAGGUUUUGAGGAUGUUUUCAUGUCCGAUUCGAGUUUUGAUUCGUUCCUUCCUAUGGACGAUUUUCGUGACUUGCGCAUUAAUGACAGUCCAUUUGAUGCAGGACAUCCUUUCCCUGGAAGGUAAGUAACGAGUGAACAAUAUGUAUAUUAGCUAUACAAUGUAUAGCUUGCCAGGUGAUCUGACGGUGUGCGAAAGGACUGGGACUAGCAACAGAAUAGAAAUCCAGUUUCGUACUUUUAAUCACUUGUCAUGCCCUGAUUCUUUUGUGAAACUGUUUGAAACUUUGUGUCUGUGUCUUGCACAGGGAAAUGAAUAUCUGGGGCAAAUUUGGGAUAGAAAUCUAAUACCGUUAAUUGACCAUUUGCGUAAUAGACAAAAUUUUGAUCUAAACAAGUCUAGACAAAUAUUUCAUCACAGCUGGAAAGAGCAUCACAAAAUUAGUAAUAUUCCAAAGUUUCGUUGCGAAAUGUUGUAAAAUGCGGAUAAUAUAGCCUUGCGAAGUUUGCAAUUUUCAGUCAUUUUAGAUCACAAACGGGAAAUUGACAGCCUCAAAGCGUAUCGGGCUGUCAAUUUCCCGUUUGUAAUCUAAAAUGACUGAAAACUGCAAACUUCGUAAGGCUAUAUUAUCCGCAUUUUACAACAUUUUGCAACGAAACUUUGGAAUAUUACUAAUUUUGUGAUGCUCUUUCAAGCUGUGAUGAAAUUUUUGUCUAGAUCAAAAUUUAGUCUAUUACGCAAAUGGUCAAUUAAUGAGAUAUUGAGUAAUUUUAAACCAGAAAUGGAUUUCUAUUUUACAACUAGUGCCAGGCCUUUUCCCAGUUCCGAGAUCACCUGAUGAAUAACAUCUCAUGUGCUCAGAUACCAUUUUUGUUUUCUCAGAAAUGACAAAAUUUUGAAUGCAUAGAAGUAAACGUCGCUCCUUGCUUUUCCUUUAGAUUUGAUGAACUACCUCCUGUGCGUUCAAUGAGAGAUGAAAAUCCGUACUUCAGUUCUACGAGAGCGAGAAACAGUCCUCCAGAUUUCAUGCCAAAUUUUCAGACUGCAGCAAAGAAACCGCAGAUUAAUGAGGGAAGACCACGCAGAGUGCAAGUCCAGAAAAGUCGCAUGGCAGAUGGGCAGGUUUGAAAAAACAUGGAGUUACACUGUAGUGUGAGGGUGGAGGUGCGCACACGCCGCACAGCCAGGUUCCUUAUCCAGGCCUGACAUUAAGGGCCGGUUUCCGACCAAAACGACCGGCUACUUGCCUAUCUGCAACCGCCAACUUUUGUCUCAACAAAAUUUUUUAAAAACUUAGGCAGUAAACAGUGAAAUAGUUCUUUCUUUUCAUCUGCUCUACUUCAUAACUUUAAAGUUGAAACAAUAGAUUCAAUGAUUCUAAACUAGUUAGUCUUGAAAAUUAUCAUUUUUUGCGCAUUUUAUGGCAUUUCCAAAACAUAAUGAAAUUUGAUGUUUGUGAUGUUACUCUGAGUGUAUAUCCACACCGGACAAGCUUGAAAAAUAUACCUGACCACGGUGGGAAUCGAACCUACGAUCUUUGGACCUAGUAUUCCAAAGGUCGUAGGUUCGAUUCCCACCGUGACCAGGCAUAUUUUUCAAGCUUGUCCUCCGGUGUGGAUAUACACUCUGAGUAACAUCACAAACAUCAUAUUCACCUGAGUACACAACACCAACACAGAAAAUAUCAUAUUACUAGAUUGCAUUGGUAUCGAAGGAACUAGACUCAGUUCCGAAAUAUCACAUACUCGAUCCGAUCUGACCGCGUAGCUCAGUUGGUAGAGCAUUGGGCUAGUAUUCCAAAGGUCGUAGGUUCGAUUCCCACCGUGGCCAGGCAUAUUUUUCAAGCUUGUCCGGUGUGGAUAUACACUCAGAGUAACAUCACAAACAUCAUAUUCACCUGAGUACACAACACCAACACAGAAAAUAUCAUAAUGAAAUUUGAUGACUAAUUAUCAGAUCGUGCCAAUAGCCCUCAAACAGUUGACGAUACCCAUGCUCUUUUCUCUGAUUCUUGAAAACUUGAUCAAGUGUCCAAAACUUGUAUCAAAUUCAAAGUGUCAGCAAUGCGGUUGGUUAAUUUCCCCAUGAAGAAUAGGUAAAGGAGUGGAUAUAUAGUUACCAUUUGCCCUCCCCCUUCCCCCUGACGACUUACAAUAUUCUCAUUUUUCUAGCGUAGCAAGCCCCAGAACCCCAUAGUUGUGUAGGACCCAAUAGCAUGACUAAACAACUGGCCCCAGUUUAUGGGUACCCAUUUUUUGUGCAAACAGGUCCUGGGGAGGGAAAAGUGAACUUUAGGGCUGGGGAGAAAAGAAACCCCAGUGGUAACUACAUACACACCUGUCUACGAAUGGGACCUAUAUUAAAGUAUAUAUUCAUCUUUGCAGAUAAGUCUACGUCCAGUUCGUGAUUCCAUUGUUGCCCAACCAACUUCCUUAGGUACCCGUACUGGACAAGUAUCAUCAAAUCAACAAAGACAAACCGUAAGAAUUUCAUUUAUUUAGAUUUAGAUAUAAAUGUGCAAGUAUAGGUCCGUCUAAUUGAGCUAGGGCCUGUUCAUAUGAGCCUGUUUUGCUCACUUGAGUUGGAUGACUGAGUUCUUUCUGUGUUCAUAUCACUGUUUUUCCCCCGACGACAUAUAAACAUGGCGUCUUGGAAGAAAUAUUUUUGUUGCGAUGGUUGAUUUCAGCUAUAGACGAAAUCUUGAUCUCGACAACAAGAACGAAAUUCAUUGUCAUAACUGGAAAUGAGUAACACUGCAAAGUUUGGUUGCAAGAUGUUGUAAAAUGAGGAAAAUAUAGCCCUGAGGUUCGCAAAUUUUGUAUAUAUUUGCAUUACGCCCUGGAAAAAUUUGAACCAAUUUUUGAACCGAAAGUGGUUAUUUUUACCGCACGUAAUACAAAUAUAUACAAAAUUUGCGAACUUCACAGGGCUAUAUUUUCUUCAUUUUACAACAUUUAGCAACCAGACUUUGCAGUGUUACUCAUUCUAAGAUGCUCUUUCUAGCUGUGGAGUUGGAUUUUGUUCUUCUUGCCCAGAUCAAAGUUUAGUCUAUAGCUAGAAUCACCCAACUGUUUUGGUCGUUUUUGUUUGUAUUUUCCAACGAUGCUGUUCAACACAAAAUUGACUAUAAUUCAAAAUGGGCAAAAAAAAUGUUCGUCCUGGUCAUGUGGGAUGAAUCUUUCAUAUGAAGAAUGUUAUCCCACGAGAAUGAGAUCUCACCUAGCCGGGCUGGAUCGUUUCUCAUAUGAACACAAAUUGAAUUCUGUAAAAGGUAAAGUAGAUCUCACUGAACAGCCCUUAGUGGGCCUUGUAUAACUACUAAAUUUUUAUGAUAACUUGUUGAAGAAUAGAAUUAAGAAUGAGAGACUCUCAGUAUAAAGAAAAGAAAAUAUAGUGCCAGUUUGCAGGGGUUUUUUCAGGGAUAUUUUAGGACCGUAAAACGACCCCAAAAACUCAAUCUUGAAUUGAGUUUUGAAACUCAAUCUCUUCUCACCAAAGUUUCAGUGCAAUAAAAAUGAAGUUGUUUGAGUAAAAUUCGUGACGUCUGCAAAUUAGUUUCAGUUGGAAACCCGACAAUCAGGGAAAAAAGCUGGAAUUCAUUUCACAACACAAGAAAAACAACGCAUUCGCCAUCUUUAGCCAGUUUAUGUCUGCUUUAACACAUUGCGUCUCAACUACACUUAUUGGGUACAGGUGUCAGCCUCCCGCAGCUGCCCCAGACCCCCAGCUGUUCAGCUGAAUUCAAUCUUCUCUGCAAAACGGACCCAAGAGAAAAUCCUGAAAAAAACCCUGAGUUUGGCUUUCACAGAAAAUAUCCAUUUCGCUGGGCUCAUUCAAGAAUUUUCGAGCACUUUUUGUUUUGCUUAACUUUGAUUUAUAUGUAACAAAAUAAAGCUCAAAUAGUAAAUAUAGGGUUCUUAAUUGUGUUUUAGUAACGUGGUAUUGUUUUUGGGCCUUUUACCUUUUCUUAACUUCAUCAAUCUACCAAUAAAUCAAUAACUUUGCCGAGUAUAUCUAGCAACAAUUUAGUAACUCGCCCGUUAACAUUCGGAACACGUCAACAUUUACUUUGAAUAAUAGCGGACUAACUCUGUGUGACAAAGUUGUAACAACAUUUUUUUAUCCAUAAAAGUUUUCGAACGAAAAUUUGUAUAUAAUUUUUAGACCUAAAAAGUUUGAAGUACUAAGAUACCCCGCUAAAUGGUAGUUAAAUGUUUGCAAUCUAAUCCCCCCCCCCCUCCCCCCUUCCUAGUGCCUGCCACUGCGUACACAGCUCAUCGAGUAAUCUAUCUUCAUAUUUUGUUUCAUCGUUUUAGAAUGGCCAAGCAACGGGUAUAAACGAAAAGCCAAAACCAAGCAAGAAAGCCCCUGCCGCACCCAAAGUUGAUACGGAUAAGCUAGUGGUAAGCUUGCUUUAAAGUAGUAUAUAAUCACGCAAUACUCCCCAUCAAAGCCCCCGCCAUGAUAGUUGAUGGGAGUUGAGAAGCGAGAGUUUGCAUGAACUCUCAUGCCCCGGAUCAAGCGAGAAGAGUUGCGUCAGGGCUGAUAAGAGUUGAGUGAAUGGAUAUUACGGGCCAAGCGAGCAAAAACUCUCAUCAACACUCAUGAAAAUUUGAACCAGCUCAAAGUUGAUGAGAGUGAAUGAGGGUUGAUGUGAGUGAAUGAGGGUUGAUGAGAGUGAAUGAGGGUUGAUGAGAGUGAAUGAGGGUUGAUGAGAGUGAAUGAGGGUUGAUGAGAGUGAGUGAGGGUCGAUGAGAGUGAAUGAGGGUCGAUGAGAGUGAAUGAGGGUUGAUGAGAGUGAAUGAGGGUUGAUGAAAGUGAAUGAAGGUUGAUGGGAGUGAUUGAGGGUGAGGGAGAGUUCGACUACGAGCGGUAUCUCCUUUCCGCGAGUUUAGCUUCCCAGCCAUGCGAAGGGAAAGGAGGGACUGCCAACAAUUCGUCAAGAAACGAAAUACACCCACUUUCGCUAUUGUCAAGUUGGCUCCGCCUUUGCAUAUACAUUACUUAUAUCCAAUUGAAUAUAUCCAAUAGGAAUUGUUCAUUUAAGCCUGUCAUGUUUAUUUAUAAAAUAAAACAUUCAGUGUGCAUAUUAGAUUUGAUUGACUGUCAAAGUUACCAGCCAUGAUGUCAUAUGUGAAAAGCAAAUUAGGUUUUAUUUGCUCCAAAAAUUCAUCUAAUUAUAUCAUAUCUCGAUCUUGACUGUGAAAAAGUUGGUCAAGAUCCCCACCAUUUAUUGUAAAGAUAUGUUACAUUAGCCGAAUAUGACACAUAUACAGUAUAUAUAAAAUAAAAUUUUGUGUUACUCGCACCUUAAUGACUAAAAUAUUGCAGGCAUACUACAUAGUAACAAACUUUAAACGUAACAUUAAGACAAUUGCAGUCUUGACGAAGCCUUUACAACAUGGUAUGCUUAUCAAAUAGAUAUCAAUCUCCUAUAUUGAUCGCCUUCUCCUUUUCGUCCCAAUUUUUAGAUCUUAAGAUACACUGAUAUAAACAUGGCACAAGCAUCUGUAGGGGAAAACUACAGUUUACCCAUAUUAGGGCUAGCUCUUCUUACAUGCAGUAGUCAUGGAAACCUUCCUUGAUGAAGUGUAUAUGCCCAAUGUCAAAUGAAAGGCCCAUGAUAAGGUCCAUGUUUGUUUUACUGUAGGUAACAAUAGUAGAAGAGUUUGUAAAGUCAAGAAAUGUUGCUGAAACCAUGAAGAGUAUUAAAGACUUGAACUCAUCACAGUAAGGACCCGCAUUUAUAUAAGAAUGGUCUCCUACUGUACACUCGUAUUCGAGUUGUAAAAGUGAACUGUAUAGUUUGGAGUUCCUGACUAACUAGUUAUUUUCGAAAAUGAUAUUCCCUAUGGAGAACAGUAUAGGAUAUUUACAAUUUACAGAAUCUGUUGUUUAAAAAAAGCAUCGUAAUUGCCAUAGUAUGGUGACAGCCGCAGUAUUUUACUUUAAAAUAUACAUUUCCAGGGUGUCCACGGGCUUUGGAAAUCCUGGAAAGUGCUUGGCUUUGAAAAAAUUCCAGGACUGGAAAGUCCUUGAAAAUUAGUAGCAGUCCUUGAAAAUCCUGGAAUUAUUUUACUUAACCUCCAGCUGUGCCAACAUUAGUGAUUUUGAUUAAAAUCACUGAAUAAAGUGGGGCAAAUCCGUGUCAUUUUCAAAGACGUUUCGCAGUUCCAGGUCCUUGAAUUUACUGAAAAAGGGCCUUGAAAGUCCUGGAAAAAUCCUUCACCAAAGGGUGGACACCCUCAUUUUCAAUGAGUGAUCAGAGGGUCAACACAGGUCCAACAGAAAAAAUGGAAGGUUGAAAAUGUGCUGGCAGAAACUAAACUAUACUUCAAUUCCCUCUGUGGAAUAACGGUUUAUCUCAUCUAUUGUUUUAGGACAAAAGUAGCACUGAUAGUCAAGCUACUUCAAACCAUAAUGCGAGAAAAUGAAGAAGAUCAAAACUUAGCUGGAGAUCUAUUGAAAAAAUGCUUUGAUGAGAAGAUGUUGACGAAAGAAAGUCUAACAAAGGUCUGUUAAACAGGUUUAAAAAGUUAUAGAACUUUUCUAUUGUAGGUUAAGUCUAAGUGAGGAUUUGGAAUCAAUUGAUAAUACAAGGAAUGAGCUUUGAAGAAAAUUGGGCCAUUCCAUUUAAUAUCCACCCCACCCCCACCCCCCACCCCCGUAUGGACGAGGUCAGUAAAAUUUUAACCCCUGAGAAAAAAAGAUCAAAGUGCCGACACAAAACAUCCCUCAGAAAUUUGUAAAUUUUCCCCUUACCCCUCAGAAAUAUCGCAGAGAUCAAAGGAUGCCGACGGGCUUAACCCCUCAGAAACGACUUUGAAAGUGGGGGUGGACAUUGAAUGGAAUGGUCCAUUGUUAAAAAUCGACGAGUGUUGAGGACAGUUGAUUACAGGUGACGAGUUAAUUAGUGGAUGAGAGUUGAUUAGAAUGCACGAGAGUUGAAGGGUUAAUGCAGGUUAUGAGAGGCCACUAGAAUCAAUCAGAGUUGAUCAUAGAUCGUAAGAGUCGAUGAGAGCUAGUGAUUAAAGUGGGCAAUAAGAGUUGAUUAGUGUUGGUGGUUAUUAGAUUUAUAACCGAGCCAUGAGAGACGAGAAAACUCUCGUGCAAACUAAUACAUAUACUGGUAUUAUGUACUUCUCAUCAGUCUGUAAAUGGGAUUUCAACACUCUUAGCGAACGCAUUUCGUCACAGGGUUUGCUACUCCACGUAAUGUUGGAUCUUGCCAAAUCGCAGACUCUCAUACUCGUUUGAUAUUUGCAGGGCAUUGAAUCAUAUAUUCGCAAGCUGUCGAAAUCUGACAAGGAAUCGGAUAUUGUUAAAGCUGCACUGGGAAAGUUUUCAGCACGACUUAUUGUUGAGGUAAAUGUUGUCUUCAUUUUCACUUCAUUUCAUUGUAUACAAGCCAAGUGAAUUGUGCACACUAGCCAUUUUCGGCCGUACCAUUUUAUACAUACUGCCAGACUGUCUUGGCAUGGGGCCUUGAGCUGUAAGAGUGUUUCGAACGAUGCGUAAAACGUAUGCCUCAAACUGUAAAUAAAGCUGUAUAUCUUUCCAAUACUAAUCAAUACUUACAAUUAGUAACUUUGCGCCGUUUAUGAGGUCCGUUUGUCAUGAAGGCGUGGCCACCAUUUAUCUAGUUGCAAACUGAAAUUUACAAAAAUGCGAUUGUGACUUAGCGUGCCUUGGUAUUACAGUAAAACUGUUUACGUCCUUCAUAGCGAUUGGACACAAUUCUGUCGUGUCGGCUCCAUUUCUUUCCUACGCCAAAUGACUGAAAUUCAUGCUCCAGAUAUAUAUGUAGAGCUCAGUGCCUACACCACCCUCCUUCUAUACUAGGACAAUAUCUAGGUAGUUUGUAGAAUGCCAAAGCACGGCAUAGGAACUGGAUUCCGUACUGAAAUUGGUAGUGAUCAGAUUUCUUUUGUGAGUACUUUCCUAUCAGUCUAACUUUAAUACAUUAUUUAAGGAUGUGCUUGAUCUUCAUACCGUGAAUAACGCGAUGGAAGCAGUGGAUCUUUUGUUUUUACAAUGUUUGAAAGAUCUGAAGCAGCUGAAAGGAGAGGUACAUUUUUGUGUUUUUGUCAUGCUCCCAUGAAUUAUUCUACAUCCAUUUCUCCUGCUACCAUUCCAUGUUUCAUUUAGGACUGGCUCCUGGAGUUAUUUAACAACAGUAAAGUGAACUUGGCGACCACAUUGGCAGGUAGGAUGAAACCACGCUUUUCUUUUUAGUAUCUGUUUUAAGGUACGUUUACACACAACGAUUAAUCGGACCGAUUCAGCUUUAAUUAAACGAUAUUUGAAAAAUAUGCUAUCAACAUCAUCUGAUGACAUCGUCAACUGACAAUAGUCGUCAUUAACAUUCGGCAAAACCUGUAAUCGGCCCGAUUAAUCGUUGUGUGUAAACGUAGCUUUAGUCUUUUAGAGGUUGUUAAUAUUAGUAUGCUAUGUAGGACUAGCAAGAAAGGUAUACUAUAAGAUAUUUAUCUGGAACUUUUAUGAAACGACUUUCCCAUAUGACUUCAAAAUCAUUGUUCAUUCCACUCCUGGUAGUACGCUAUAUUUUUCGAGAUCAGUCAGAUGUCCAUCCACCAGCCAUGACACCUGCAUGUCCACCAUAACUAAUGAACUUUUCAAUCAGCUAGCUUUCCCUUAAUCCCUUUCCCAGGUGUAAAUAGCCGAUUAGUGGCGCAAUCGUCAGAGCAAACGCCUUUCACCUCGGAGAUCGUGGGUUUGAUUCUCGCUAUGGACUCAUGUGAAAAGAGUCGGUCAACGCUCUGCUGAAAGUCGUGGGUUUUCUCCGCGCACCCUGGUUUCCUCUCUGCAAACCGGCCCUUCCACCGUAUAGCUAUGCUCCGUAAUGAGUCAUAAGGUGGCUACCAGAGGCGCCCUUAGAAAGCCUUCAACUUGAUCAGGUUGAGCUGCCUGCUUCGCAGUUCAGCUUAGCUCUCAAAUGCAACUGCAAGUAGGGAUGAUCAGCACACACAAAUAUAUCCCUACUAGCUACUAACCCCCAUCAGUGCCCUGGUCUUCACCCUGCGCGAUAAGUGUUGAUGAAAUACAGCUUGAAAUUUAAACAUUUCUUAAUUUGCUGUUACAACAUUAAAUAUAACAAAUGUUUCUUCAUAACGUUUAUUUUUGUGAAUAGCAGAACAGGGUAAAAACGCCGAGAAGAUGACGGAGGUUUUACAAGAACAGGU